GCUGCUUUAACGGGCCACAACACGUGCUUCCAGUGACCAUAGUGGUUGGUAUGACGGAGGUCAAACGACUGUGUCCUGCUUCAUGCGAAUCCCCCGUGCGUCAACACCCUAAAUAUGGCUCGCAGAUGCAGAGUGGCUCAACUGGACGGCGGCGUUACGUGGACUUGGACACGUGCUGGGGUGUGCCUGUAGCCACUGCCUGCAUCACCUUCUUCUCGUGCAUAGCCUCAAGCAGCUAUGGGUACCUAUAUGUACUCUUCAUGGAAAAGCAUCACGUUGGGCGCGAGAAAGCUGCCUGGCCGCAGACUGCACUCGCCAUCUCUGGUGGAUGCGCGGGGCUUCUUGUCAGCGUCGUGCAAAAGAAGUUCUCCAUCUACCACAUAACCCUUGUGGGUGGAGUCAUGGCUUCUGUAGGCGCCGUGGCAUCUAGCUUCGCACCAAAUAUUGCUUGGCUUUGUCUGACUUUCGGAGUGAUACAAGGAGCCGGCAUCGGAACCACACUGCUAGGUGUGCUCAUGUACUUGCUUCUCUAUUUUGACAAGUACAAGGCCACUGCCAUCGCCAUCAAAGAUGUAGGUACGGUCGCAGCUGGUGUAGCAGGCGUUCCCUGGACAUCGCUCUUCGUAAAGGAAUACGGUCUUCAAGGCAGCCUUCUUCUCACAGGUGGUUUGAUGAUGCACAUCUUGCCACUAGUCAUGCUAAUCAAGACGCCUCGCCCUCUACAAAUUUGUCAAAGCGACAAGGAUAAUGCUGUAACUCUGAGCUCGCAGCAAGCUAAUGCAGAUAGCGCUCCCACCGUGGAAAUAGCGACGAAGUUAGUGAAACAGAAGGAACGGUUUGUGCCGUUUGCAAAUAACAAACGGCUGACGUCCUCAAGCUGCUCUCCCAAUGUGUUCACAGUGUUUAAAUGGUUCCCUUUCUUUGUUCUGGUGCUGCUUCAAGUCAUCUCAGACUACAGCUUUUCAACGUUCAUGACCACAAUAGUAGAUUACACUGCAGACAAGGGAGCAGAGCUCGAACGUGCCAAGACAGUUAUUAUGUUCACUGCCCUGGGACAGGCUAUGGGGCGGGUAGUUGUGCCCUUGGCGUCGGACAAAAUUUCUUUCAGCCGCUCUCCCAUCGCCGUGAUAUGCCUUCUUGCGACGGCUGUGUGUUUUACCGUCAUUGCGCGCGUCUCAUGUUUUGAACAAGUCAUAGCACUUGCUUGCAUGGCAGGCGUGGCCCAAGGCUACAUCCAGUGUAUGAGGCCGGUGCUGGUCGCCGACCAUGUCGGCAUGGAUCGAUUCAGCUUAUGCUGUGGAAUUGGAGGACUUGUCGGUGCGCCCGUGUGCCUCUCUGGCCCAGCAAUUCUCGGUUUUUUCCGGGACAACCGUGGCUCCUAUGACAAGCUCUAUUUCAUGCUUGCUGGACUAAACCUUGGUGUAGGCAUGCUGCUUACAGUGCUGGUGAUUCAAGCCUUGAUUCAGCGGCGAUGUUGUGCCCCUAAGUAUGUGUCCUCUGCGCCAACGCUGGAGACGAAACAUGUGAAAGAGACCACCGCAUUUGUAUGACAGUGUCACAUCGUGCAUUUAUUAUUAUACGCACUGAGCAGAGACAAA
Messenger RNA from Dermacentor andersoni, 1598 nucleotides. Its product is annotated as monocarboxylate transporter 12-like. The record is from RefSeq and is a predicted model, not a curated record. Gene Ontology annotation, biological process: transmembrane transport. Lineage: Eukaryota; Metazoa; Arthropoda; Arachnida; Ixodida; Ixodidae. Gene Ontology annotation, molecular function: monocarboxylic acid transmembrane transporter activity.